Molecule: messenger RNA, 1191 nt
Organism: Durusdinium trenchii
Lineage: Eukaryota; Dinophyceae; Suessiales; Symbiodiniaceae
Source: the annotation of a GenBank genome assembly
AUGGCUUCCAUCGGUACUGGCAUGCUGUUGCCCAUGGGCAAUUUCCUGACCUUGAACUUUUUCGCGCAGAGAUACACAGACCUGCUCCCUGGAAGCGAGGGCACCAUGUCACCAUAUUGUCAGAUGGCUUUGGUGGACGGCAAUAGGAAAGCCCUCUUUGUGGUCUUUUGCCUCUCGAAUGUGGCCUUGGUCUUCGCUGACCUCUUCAUUUUCUUCAAUGUCAGCUUCUGGUUUGUCAUCGCCUGGCAGCCCUUCAUGAACACGCAAGUCUGUACGACGGUUCUGAAUGCCGCCUGUGUAGACCUUCUGAGACCUCAAGACCGUGCGGCAGGAAUGGGAAUCAUCAGUGCGUUGGACACCAUUGCCUAUGUCAUCGGCCUUUUGUUGGGCUAUCACUUGGAAAUGAAGCAAACUUACAUUGUUGCGACAUUUGCCACGUUGAUCACCGGAUUUGUCUUGGUCGUUUUCUUCCCUGAGACGUUGCCACCUGAGAAACGAUCCUUCCAGUUGAGCGCACGGAACUUCGUGCCCUGGGACUCCAUGCCCAUUCUGUGGAGGACCAAAACUUUGAGAAACUUGUCCAUAGUGACAGCAAUCGCUGCAUUCAUGGAUAGCAGCACCAACCGCAUGAUGGGCACCUAUUAUCAACGGCGGAUGAAUUGGUCGGCACACGAUGCCUACAUUUUCGAAUUCUUUUGGGAUAUGAGCAUGAUCCUUUGGAUGACCCUCUUCUUCUCUUGGAUCAUUUGGUUUGUCGGCGAAGUGGGCGCAAUGGCCUUCGGGAGGUUAAUGAGCACCGUUUACACCCUCAUUGCUGUGGGCCUUGUGCGACCAUCACAAGCCUUCGUGAACUGUGCGAUAUGCGCUGGGCCUAUGACGUUCGCAUUACCUGCAGUCGCCGGAUUGAAGAGCCGCCUCGUGGGUGAGGAAGAGCAGGGACGGAUGCAGGCCGCGAUUAGCACUGUUUUCACUGUUUCAGGGAGCAUUGGUUCCUUGCUGGGUGGCUUUAUGUUCGAAAAGCUCGGGAAUGUCGAUGAGAAUGGGCAAUUCUCGAGGAUUUUUGAACUCGGGCAAGCCAUGGUAGUCGUGAAUUUGGUUGGCGCCUUUCUUUCUGCAUUUCUCUUUUACGAGCCUGGCCGAAUUCAAUUUCAACAUGUACUUUUGUUGCAUUGUCAAAUUCGGAGAAAGUGA